GUAUCCAACACGUAUCAUUAAAGAAUAUCUUUGUCAGUCACCGUGGACAAGAUGAAGAUAAUUGUGGCAACUGGACAUUACCAUGUCGUAGUGUAAGACACGCUGUCAACAUUUCCAGUGCUAAUGACGUCAUACAUAUUGAUUACGCUGAGGGGAGACCUUAUAAAGAAUGUGAACACCUUAUUUCAAACGAAAACCACGCGAUUAUGCUGAAUAAAUCGCUAUCGUUUUACGGCUUUAAUGGAACAGCGAUAUUACAUUGUGAACAAACCUACUCAUUUUUUGGAAUAAAUAGUUCUGAACAUAUAACGUCAAAAAUUGUAUUCUCAAACCUUUCAUUAGCUAGCCGUGGAAUUUUACUUCACUUUUAUGAUAGAACUAGGUUUGAACUGGAAUUUAAUUUCUGCAACGUAGAGAGAUCUUCGCGUUUUGUCUCGGCUGAUAAUCUCUUAUCUUGCUCACUUCAUGUGCUUGGUUCCAGUAUUCGAAGCUCAUACGAACCGAUAUUUGCGAAUUGCAUUAAUCUUACGGCUCGCCUGAUUGAAUCGACAUUUUCAUGCAUGGUUACACUGUAUUCUCCUAACCAGACGUUUGGCUUAAAUUAUCAAGACAGAAAGCCAGUGUUGAACGUUUAUAUCUACAACUGCACUUUUAUACCGAUGAAUAGACAACUAUCUUGCGAUUAUCUUGUUGGAAUUAACCCCGAAUCUGCUCAACUAUCUAACAUCACAAUUAAAUCUUCCACAUUUAUGAACUUUUAUAAUCUUGCAGAUAUAUCAAGAUCAAGUGCACUCAGCAUAUUCUCUAAUUCUCGACAAAUUACCAUAGUUUUGGAUUCACUACGUUUUGAAAACAUUACCUGUUAUUACGCGGUGAUUUACAUGCAUUUAUUGUAUGAAAAAGAACGUGAAAUACCUAUUGCUGGCAUAUUGAACACUGUAUUUGUAAACACUUCCAGAGCAGUCAUGUGCGUUGCCGAAUGGCCAUCUGUUACAUUUUUCUCUUACUUCAUGGUAAAGUUUUACAAUAAUACGUUUAACAUUACUCAUGGCGGUAAAUUUGGAAACGAAGGGCCGGUAUAUCUUCUUGGUGGUUCAUACCACUUCUUAUCAUGUCAUUUUUUUCAAAAUGCUCCUGUGUACAAUCCUAUCUUUCCACUUUUUCAUUUUGAAUGUGGUACCCAGGUAACGUUUGAAAACUGUUCGUACGAAAGUUAUCCAAUCACAGAAACUAAUGGAAAUUUGUCGAACAGCAACAUGUUCUACGUUAUAUUAUACGAAACAAGUAUCUCACGUGUUACUAUAGAGGGAUAUCUUACAAUCCUUUGUCCCCAAGGUUAUAAGGUGAAUUUAAACACAAACUGUUUCCUGGAAUCUUGUUCUUUAUUUACUGCGUUAUGUGAGCAAUGUCCGAGAAAAACAUACUCCUUCGACAGAGGAAAAGCUCAUAAUACCCGGUCCAACCACAUCACCUGCCAUGAAUGCCCUGUGGGUGGGAACUGCGUCGAAGGCCAAGUGACAUCUAAACCUAAUUUCUGGGGAUACAAGUCAAACCAAACGGUCACGUUUCAUCAGUGUCCUGCCAAAUACUGCUGCGAUACUAACCAAUGCGAGCAUUACAACAGUUGCCAUGGUAACAGAAUGGGUACCCUGUGUGGUGAAUGCCCCAGUGGAAUGUCGGAAUCUCUAUUUGACACAAAAUGUAAAGCAAACAAAGAUUGCACAAGUGUUACGUUUUGGCCAGCGAUCUCAGCUUACUUAACUCUUUAUCUCUUAUUUUUCUUGUACCAAAAAGAUAUCAUCAAUUUUGUCUUGGGGCGUAUUACACCAAGAUAUUUUUUGUCUUCCAAAAAUGGUCGAAACUCCAAACCCGGCGGCUUCCUAAAAAUAAUAUUUUAUUAUUAUCAGAUUGUUCAUUUGUUACGCAACUCUGUUGGCUCAGAUGUAAAAGUUAAAUUCUUUGAUGACGCAGAAAACCUUUUAUCCAGGGCAUUCAAUUUUCUUAUCAUUGGUAUUCCUUCCAUUGAUUGUCCAUUUCAAGAUCUUCGUCCUGUUCAAAAGGCGGUCAUCGUUCAUUCUGUAGGGUAUAGUUUGUUAACACUUCUUUGUCUAUUGUAUCUUUCUAAAUUUGUAUUCAAGGUAGUUAAGAAACUGAGGACUAGAUCUACUCAGCAGGCGGUUGCUGGUACCGAAACAAUGGAUCAUAGUCCUAAUUUAGAAGAGAAUCCUUUUCUGGGACGUAUUGCAGGGGCCUUUGCUAACAUUUCACUUUUGACGUACGCCUUGUCCACUCAACUCUGUCUUUCCCUUCUUCACUGUGUACCAGUUGGUGACAACCAAGUUUUAUUUCUUGAUGGUCAUGUGAAAUGUUACAAAACAUUUCAAUAUUUUCUUUUUGUUUACAUGAUUUCUUCCAUACUUCCAUUUUGUCUUGUUCCUGUUCUCGGUUCGUAUCUUUUGAAAUUAAAUCGUAUUUCUGUAGCGCAGUUUUGUCUUGCUUGUAUCUUUCCACUGCCAUUCUGUUGUUAUUGGUCUUAUUUGUUGGUACGGAAUUCUUCGUGGUGGAUGAGACCUUCUCGUCGUGUAGAAACAAAUGACCAAAUACAAGAUGAUGCAAUUGAUGAAAACUCUACUGAUUCAACUACAAUUGAUGGCAGGGGAACUGUGAGUGGAAAUUCAAACCCAGAAACCGAAAAUUUGAGCACAGAAACCGCGUUGAGGGGCAGUAAGGCGGCCGUUCUUCGAGUUCUUCUUGGUCCAUUCAGGCCACACAAGGCAAUUUUUAUUUUCCCUGCCUCGCAUCUUCCAUGGGAAGGUUUUCUUAUUCUUCGUAGACUGGUAUUGAUUUUGGUCCUCACGUUUGUGUACGACACUCGUGUGAAGGCAACUCUAUCCAUGAUACUUUGUGCAGUUAUUUUACUGCCUCAUGUACUCGUUAAGCCUUUCAAGAGCGCCAGCGAUAACGUACUUGAAACAUUAUCCCUUGUAAUGCUGAUAAUCAUCUCUGGUUUUAAUUUGAUUAAAAGUAUUUAUUAUGGUGAAGAUUUGGACUCCGGUAGCAAGGCUUUGUUAAAUAUGAUCAACGUGAUUGAAAAUGCUCUUAUAAUUUUUCCCGUUGCUCUCAUACUUUCUUUGGUAAUGCUUUCCAUUCUUUUGAAACUGGUAAUGGUGUUUCGGCUUUGCUUUCAAGCUACAUUCAGGCGAUUGAAACUCUUUAAACAAACUCAUCAAAGACCCUCUGAGAACUGUACUCCUGAAGAGCAACAGUCUUUGCUCUCAUCGUGA
This is a messenger RNA of Paramuricea clavata, 3284 nucleotides long. Lineage: Eukaryota; Metazoa; Cnidaria; Anthozoa; Malacalcyonacea; Plexauridae. The record is from the annotation of a GenBank genome assembly.